GGUUGGGGGCGGAAGAUGGCGGCGACGCGUCGCUCGCAGCACCACCACCACCCGCCACCGCCGCCCACCCCCGCCUCGCCGCCAGCCGCCUCCCCGCCGCGCAGCCCCAGCCUGUCCGCGGCCGCCGCAGCGCCCUCCGCGCCGCGCCACAGCCUGGCCGGGCCCGAGGGCGAGGCGCCCCCCUCGGCGGGCGGCGGCCGGGACGGCGGCCCCGAGCGGCCCCCGCGCCCGGACAGCCCCGACAGGACGACCGCCGCCGGGCCCCCCCUGCCGCCGCCCGCCGCCAGCAGCAGCAGCAGCAGCAGCUCCGGCUCUUCGUCCUCCGCCUCGUCCUCGUCGUCGUCCGCCGCCUCCAGCCCCGCGGCCGACAGCCCGGAGCAGCCGGCCGGUCCCGGGCCUGGGGCCGGCAGCGGCGCCUUCCGCGAGCUGCUGGAGGCCUGCCGCAAUGGGGACGUCACCCGCGUGAAGCGCCUGGUGGACGCGGGCAACGUCAACGCCAAGGACAUGGCAGGGCGGAAAUCCACCCCCCUGCACUUCGCCGCUGGUUUUGGAAGAAAGGAUGUGGUAGAACACUUGCUGCAGACUGGAGCCAAUGUUCAUGCACGUGACGAUGGAGGGCUAAUACCCCUUCAUAAUGCUUGCUCCUUUGGUCAUGCUGAGGUGGUUAGCCUGUUACUGUGUCAAGGGGCAGAUCCAAAUGCCAGAGACAAUUGGAACUACACUCCUCUGCAUGAAGCUGCUAUCAAAGGCAAGAUAGAUGUGUGCAUUGUGCUGCUGCAGCAUGGAGCCGAUCCGAACAUUCGGAACACUGAUGGGAAAUCAGCCCUGGACCUGGCAGAUCCUUCAGCAAAAGCUGUACUCACAGGUGAAUACAAGAAGGACGAACUCUUGGAAGCUGCUAGGAGCGGUAAUGAAGAAAAACUAAUGGCUUUAUUGACUCCUUUAAAUGUGAACUGCCAUGCAAGUGAUGGGCGCAAAUCUACUCCAUUACAUCUAGCAGCAGGCUAUAACAGAGUUCGAAUAGUCCAGCUUUUGCUUCAACAUGGUGCUGAUGUUCAUGCCAAGGACAAGGGUGGACUUGUGCCCCUUCAUAAUGCAUGCUCAUAUGGACACUAUGAAGUCACAGAAUUGCUACUUAAGCAUGGAGCCUGUGUUAAUGCUAUGGACCUCUGGCAGUUCACACCUUUACAUGAGGCUGCUUCUAAGAAUCGUGUAGAAGUCUGCUCUUUGUUGUUGAGUCAUGGUGCAGAUCCAACACUAGUCAAUUGUCAUGGCAAGAGUGCUGUUGAUAUGGCUCCAACACCAGAACUGAGAGAGAGACUGACUUAUGAAUUCAAAGGACAUUCUUUACUGCAAGCAGCCAGAGAGGCAGACCUAGCGAAAGUAAAAAAGACACUUGCUUUGGAGAUCAUUAAUUUCAAACAGCCACAGUCGCAUGAGACUGCACUGCACUGUGCUGUGGCUUCCCUGCACCCUAAACGAAAACAAGUUACUGAACUGUUGCUCAGGAAAGGAGCUAAUGUUAAUGAGAAAAACAAAGACUUCAUGACGCCUUUACACGUUGCAGCUGAAAGAGCUCAUAAUGAUGUCAUGGAAGUUCUGCAUAAACAUGGAGCAAAGAUGAAUGCACUGGACACACUUGGUCAAACAGCUUUGCACAGAGCUGCUUUAGCAGGUCACUUGCAAACCUGUCGCCUCCUGCUGAAUUACGGCUCUGAUCCCUCUAUCAUCUCGUUACAAGGUUUCACAGCAGCACAGAUGGGAAAUGAAGCAGUACAACAGAUUCUAAGUGAAAGUACACCUGUUCGCACAUCUGAUGUGGAUUAUCGACUGUUAGAAGCAUCCAAAGCUGGAGAUUUGGAAACUGUGAAGCAACUCUGCAGCCCUCAGAAUGUGAAUUGCAGAGAUUUGGAGGGACGUCAUUCAACGCCACUGCACUUUGCUGCAGGUUAUAACCGUGUGUCUGUAGUAGAAUAUCUUCUGCACCAUGGGGCAGAUGUGCACGCCAAAGAUAAAGGAGGGUUGGUACCCCUGCAUAAUGCCUGUUCAUAUGGACACUAUGAAGUAGCUGAGUUAUUAGUGAGGCAUGGUGCCUCUGUCAAUGUGGCAGACCUGUGGAAAUUCACCCCUCUACAUGAAGCAGCGGCAAAAGGAAAAUAUGAAAUCUGCAAGCUGCUUCUAAAACAUGGAGCAGAUCCAACAAAAAAGAACAGAGAUGGCAACACUCCUCUGGACUUGGUGAAAGAAGGAGACACAGAUAUACAGGACUUACUGCGAGGAGAUGCUGCCUUGCUAGAUGCUGCCAAAAAGGGUUGUCUGGCAAGAGUGCAGAAGCUAUGUACUCCAGAAAAUAUCAAUUGCAGAGACACCCAGGGAAGAAAUUCAACACCGCUACAUCUUGCAGCUGGUUACAAUAAUUUGGAAGUAGCUGAAUACCUUCUAGAACAUGGUGCUGAUGUUAAUGCCCAAGAUAAAGGAGGAUUAAUCCCUCUCCAUAAUGCAGCAUCCUAUGGGCAUGUGGAUAUAGCAGCACUGUUGAUUAAAUACAACACAUGUGUAAAUGCAACAGAUAAAUGGGCAUUCACACCAUUGCAUGAAGCAGCACAAAAAGGAAGGACACAGCUGUGUGCUCUGCUAUUAGCUCACGGAGCAGAUCCAACCAUGAAGAACCAAGAAGGUCAAACACCUUUAGACCUGGCAACAGCAGAUGACAUCAGAGCUCUGCUGAUUGAUGCAAUGCCUCCAGAAGCCUUGCCUACCUGUUUUAAACCUCAAGCUACUGUCGUUAGUGCCUCUCUAAUUUCACCAGCAUCUACUCCCUCUUGUCUCUCUGCUGCCAGCAGCAUAGAUAACCUUACAGGGCCUCUGGCAGAACUAACAGUAGGAGCAGCCUCCAAUGCUGGGGACGGAGCAGCAGGAACAGAAAGAAAAGAAGGAGAAGUCACUGGUCUUGACAUGAACAUCACGCAGUUCCUGAAAAGUCUUGGUCUUGAACAUCUUCGGGAUAUCUUUGAAACAGAGCAGAUAACCCUUGAUGUGUUGGCAGACAUGGGGCAUGAAGAGUUAAAAGAAAUUGGCAUUAACGCAUAUGGACACCGUCACAAAUUAAUAAAAGGUGUAGAGAGACUUCUAGGAGGGCAACAAGGCACCAAUCCUUACUUGACGUUUCACUGUGUGAGCCAGGGGACUAUUCUCCUUGACCUUGCUCCUGAUGAUAAGGAGUACCAGUCAGUAGAAGAGGAGAUGCAAAGUACAAUCAGGGAACAUAGAGAUGGUGGGAAUGCUGGAGGGAUCUUCAAUAGAUAUAAUGUCAUCAGGAUUCAAAAGGUUGUGAACAAGAAGCUGAGGGAGAGAUUCUGUCAUAGACAGAAAGAGGUCUCAGAGGAAAACCAUAACCAUCACAAUGAACGCAUGUUGUUUCAUGGAUCUCCUUUUAUUAAUGCUAUUAUUCACAAAGGAUUUGAUGAAAGACAUGCAUACAUUGGAGGGAUGUUUGGAGCUGGAAUUUACUUUGCAGAAAACUCUUCUAAAAGUAACCAGUAUGUGUAUGGAAUUGGGGGAGGAACAGGCUGCCCAACACACAAAGACAGGUCCUGUUACAUCUGCCACAGACAAAUGCUUUUCUGUAGAGUGACGCUUGGAAAAUCCUUCCUGCAGUUCAGUACAAUGAAAAUGGCUCAUGCCCCUCCGGGGCAUCACUCUGUAAUUGGCAGGCCAAGCGUGAAUGGACUUGCAUAUGCUGAAUAUGUUAUCUACAGAGGAGAGCAGGCUUACCCAGAAUACCUAAUUACAUACCAGAUUGUGAAACCAGAAGCUCCCUCACAGACCACAACAGCAGCAGAGCAAAAGACCUAGUAACUGUAGAGCAGUGAAGAAAAAUAUGGUUUAAAUCUUGGACUGUGUGAUGUGCGUUUCAGAAAAUCAAUAUCGUAUAAAAUUCUUGACAACUUGGAAAUAAGCUGUAUGUCUUUUAUAAAGCAUUGCUAUAUUGAGAAAUAUAAUAUGAGUAACUGAUGCAGGCUCCACUGCUACUGUUCCUGUUGAGGAAAUGUUUACAAGGGACUGCCUUUUAAUAACAUAUCUCAGGCUCAUACUCACUGCAGUAACCAUGUUACAAUGCGGCUUUGAUCUAGAUUUUGGGAACAUUAUUCUACAAGCAGAAAACUUAACCAGUACUACUCCACAUUUUAAUAUUUCAAACACUACUGUUCUGGUUAUUUUAUUUACAGAUAAAUUGCAUUAAACCCAUCAUUUCUUUUCAGCCUACGGCAUCCAUUCUGUGUUUUAAGGUGAUCUUAUCUAUUUAUUUUACUACUUUUAUAUUCCGAAAUUGAGCCAGAACCUUCUUAAAGAUGUUUUGCACAAAGUCAGGUUGACUAAAUCAUUAACAAUGCAAUAUGAGUUUCAUCCAAGAAGGGGCUAGGUCUUGUUUUUCAGUUUAGGGGUCUUUUGCACUUCAAUGAGCAAAUGUAGCUACAAGCAUAACUUUAGGGUAGAAGCAAAUCAUGUUUCAACUUGCUGCUUAGUCUACGUGUCAGUUUUCUAGGGAGAUCUCUAGGAAUUAUUCACAAGCCUCAUCAAUUAUAUAAAGCUGCCUCUUGUGCUUGGUAAAACUUUAUGAAGCACGUCAUCGCCCUCUGCUGGCUAAACUAUAGCUGUUGCUAUAAAUGAAAGUUUAAUAAGACUGCUUUGAUAAGAUUGUGAAAUGUUCUUGAGUGACCGUGGCAUAUGGUUUAAUAGGAGCUGGAAAUUAUUGGGUAAAAAGCAAAAAUAUUGUGUGCACGUCUGUGAACCCAGGUGUGUGUUGAAGAGGCCCCCACAAGUAAGAAUGAUGGGUUUUUAAUGUUGGGUUCAUGUCACAUCUUCAUGUGCAACAUCAGCAUUGAAGAGCUUACAUCAUUUUUAAAAAAAUUAAUGCAUUUAUCUUUCCACCUGUACGUCACUGAUUUUAAACAUCAGUUGGAGAACAAAGCCAGGGCUCGUUCAUCCUAAUCCCCCCUUACACGUUCCUGAUUUCAUUUUGCCGGGGUAGAAGAAAGUUAUUGUCAAACAUUGCUUCAUACCUUAUAAAACCAAUGUCCAACAUGGAGGAUGCUAAUCUAGCACCAGCAAAUAUUGGCUCCUUGUUUGGUUUAUACCUCUCAAAUUUGGAGAGGAGAAAGUAAAAGAAUCAAAUGAUUUUAAGGUUUGUUUUGUAACACCUUAUGUCACGAGGUGCCCUGUAGUGUUUGUUAUGCAGUGCAAAAUGUAAAUCUAAGAGGGCUGUACAUUUUACUCAUGCCUAACAACCAGAGCUGUUAAAUUGCCCAUGUUACAAGUCUUGCGCUAAUGCUUUUUUCUCCACAAAAAGUACUGAAAUGAUAGCAUAGUGUUGCGCUUACUUUCCAAGUAUAUCCAUAUCCUUGUGAAUAGGCCUUGUAGGGAUUUUUUGACAAACAAAGCAAAAAUAUCUGAGGGAGUUUUCCAUUUUCCAUAGAAAAAUGAGGGAGAAUUUUAGAGCUAUUCUGGCAGAGCGCAAAUUUUACCACUUAUAAAGUUAGUUGUUUGACGCAGACUUGUGAAAGUGCACGUCCUCUUAUAUUAUGUACCUAAAGAAAGGGUUAGAAGCAGCAGUUCUAGCGAUUAUUAGUCCUUUUUUUAUUUUUCAUGAGUCUGCUGUGCUGGCACUGGACAUAUGAUUCUGAGUUUGGUUUUGUGACUCUCUUAAAAACACUUCUUCAGGUCCAAACCAGAACCAGACCUGCUUGUCCUUUUAACUAAAUUUCAGUGGCACAAGUUGUGUGUUGUAUUUUGGCUACUUGUUUAAUAGUGUUAGAAUUCAAAUGGUCAUAACUGGGCUUGGAAGUUUUGUAUUCAUUAUUUAGGGUUUUAUGUUUAGUUAACCAUGGGUUGGGUUGUGUGCCAUCUGCAGUAGAGUGUCAGAUAGCUGUGAAAGUGUGCGUUGCCUACCGUCUCCAUUUAGACAUAGUUUUAAAUGGUAAAACGGUUGUGUUUCUUAGUUAAGAGGAGUGGUUAACAUGGGUGUGACAGUUCAAAGCUUUACAGCUUUAAAAAACCCACACCUGAUUCUGUUGUUGUUUGUUGUUUCAAAUAUACUAAUUGAACUAAUGGCUGCUCUCAGUUUCAGCUUGGAGUCCUAAACUUCUAGAAGAUAAAUAUGUGGUCCAAUAUCUUUGACCUGCCAGUGUUAUGUAUCUGAUGUUCUGUGCAGAGUAAAGGUGCUGUGUGAGGAAAUCUUUUGCAGUGGUUUUUGUCUUGUAAUGACUUGGUCUUGUAAUUGUUCAUGGCCAGACAUUGGAAAAUGCAUGUGCCUGAUGCAUCUGCUAAAGGUCAUUCACAUAUCGCAGAAGCCAGAUAUGGUUCUCAGCAAAAGAAAACGAGGGCGGUUCUUGGCUGCUGUACUUUCUGAUAGCUCCUUUACAGCUUGGACCAUGUGGGGAUUGACCCUCAAAUAUUCAGCCCGUGUACUUGUUCUGCUGAAAAUAAAUAACAAAUUAGCCCUGCUUCCAGUGGCAGAGCCCACACCUGAAGCCAGAGGAAGAACCUUUUAGAAGAGGAGGGUGCUACAUUCACUGAGUGGCUGAAUUUGCUGCAUCUUGAUCCUCUUUAUCCUAUAAAGUGGCAUUCAGGUGCAUAGGCCUCUCAUGUAAGCCUUCCUGGAUAAGGCGCAUACCUUGUACACAUGCUCUCACAUACACACCUGCCACUAGCAGUGAGAAUGCUCAAGGCUCCAAAAGGCCUGCAAGUGUCUCAGCAUGAGAGUGUUUGAUGGAAGGGCAAAUCCAUUCCCAGUGCAUUCAGGACAUUGCAUCCCUGACCUUGUAAUACCAGUGGAGACACGUGAGGAGUUCAGUGUUCAGGACAUGAGCUAGGGUCUCCAGAUGGAAAAAACAACCCAAGCCCUGCCAUCCCAUCAGAUGGGCAUGGGCAGUUUCCACUGACUGGAUUUCUGUUAACUGGCUGUGAGCAGCUCCUUUCCUGCCCAGCUAACGGAAAACACUCAGUCCAAGAUAUGAAGAGACUAGCAGACUUCUUUUCAGAAUGUGCUUGACUUUUACCACUUUGUGUGUGGAAAUCUGUGGAAGCAUUUUGGCUGAGGGGAAAGAACAGGGUUAUAUCUUGGGCCUGUCAGCCUUUAACAGGAUCCCUGUAAGGCAGCGAAUUGUGAAGCUUCUGCAUGCUUUGCCACAUAACCAGUACAAUAAAAGUGCUGCUUAAAAUAAAUUCCACUAGCAUUGUUUCAAUGAGACACAUAAAUGAGGUAGCUAAUAUACAGUUUUACAGUCUAACAUUGCAACUGGAAUGUCAGCAAAACUUCUGUUACAUAAAAACAGAAAUAAGAGUACAAUACCUUCAUAAGGUGUAUCUUUUUUGUCUGCUGAUCUCUUCAGAUCCCAGCUCCAUUAAAGAUUAUUCCAAACUCUCUGUAUCAUCUUAGCGUUUGUUGAGCAUAUUGUUGCUUUUGAUUGCUGAGAACAAGAAUGGUGUAUCUCUCAUCUCUCUCGCACCUAAUGUGACCAAAUCCCAUUCUGACAAAGCAAACCAGAAAAUACUAUGUUCCCAACACCAUCACAGUGUGCAGCAGAAGCUCAUCCAUUAUUUUACCUAUGGACAUAAACCUUGUUAUUCAUGACUAAUAGGACAGGCCUGAAAUAAAAUUCAUUUAAAAAAGAACUCUCCAAGCUCUACUCUCUGAUGUUGGCACUGGUGACAGCGAGGACAGAUGCAGAGUAGGUACUUUAUCUCCAGUGAUUGAAUAACUCCUGGAGAAAAGAACUGCCAUUCCCAGAGUCAGAAUCCCAAGUCUCACAGCCCUGGGUUUUGUAGGCAAGAAUGGUAUGUGCUUCCAACUGUCUUCAUGCACGCAUCUGCUCUGACAAGUAGAGACUCCAGGAAACUGCCUAAGCUGGACCCUGCUCUCUUCCAUUCUGUUAUCUUCUGACAGCUGCAGACCCUUGGGGAUUUCUGCCAUACCAGCAAAUCCCACCAAAUCCUGCUGUUCUAGAGCAGUUAUAGAGGAGGUUGUUAUUGAGCAGUAAAUUCUUUGUUACCUAGAAUUCACAAUAUGAUUGCUUACAAAAUAUGACCUGUUUGCCCUUGUACAAGUGCUGGAAAAGAAGUCAUGAACAGAACACAUUCUGAUUGUUUGCACUGUCAGUGAGACUUACAUGAAAUUAGUGUUAGGUGGGAGUGUUAGUUAGGAUCCCGGUCAUUUUUGCGGAAAAUUUGUCUCAGUUUCCUUGCUGUUGUAUGGCUUCAGGGUAUCCACGUACAAAUGUAUGCACAGCUCAGAAGUCCAGAACAUGGACUAUCUAACCUGUGACUCAGUAGUUGUAAAACAAUACUGUAAUUCUGGACAAAAAAAUUGUUAAUGACUCUUCUGGAAUUUAUGACUUUGGAAAUGUUUCUAGACUUUAAUCCACUUGUGGGUAAAACUGCUGAUGUUCAAGUAAUGUAGCAGUGGGCACUCUACCAAAUUUUAAAGUAGAUGGGAUACAAAGAGUAAAUGAGUUGUAGUAUUCCCAACAAAUCUGAAUAUAUGAUAUAUAGGAAACGUCCAAGUUCUGGCACAGCAUAUGAGAGAAACUUCUGGAGAAAAAUAAAUGAGUCCCAAGAGUCAGUAGGUGAUAAGGGGAAACAAAUUAUGCAUUGCACAUUACACAAAUACAUAUGCCUGUCAGUGCUUAUUAUCUGACUGUUUUGAUACAUCUAUUUCUGUCGCUCUGAAUUUUUUGGUGGCAAUUUUUAGUGUUGGCUCCCUUAAGUUAAUUACUGAUGUAGUCUGAUUAGCGUGUUUAUGUAUUACCAGGUAAUUUCAGCAGUGCUUUCUUCUGAACAUCUGCAGAACUAUUUUCGGCUUUGGGAACUGCUCUGGGGACUUUUCUUUGCAACAGCCUUUUGGGCUUAUGUGUAUUGAUCUCUGAUUGCUUCCUCUCAUCCCCCAUGACAAUGUAUUUGGCUUAGAGUUUUUAGAUUUUUGUAUAACUUGUCUUAAUAACUAGCCCUGUAUGUUUCCUCUUGUGUGCCUUCCAUUUGACAUCCAUCUUCUCUAAUCUUCACCUUUGUUGUUAUGAUCUGGAGCUGGGAUACCACUUAUUUAUUUCAUCCUCUACCCUCUCUCUAAAAGACAAUGAGCAGAUUCGCAGCCUACCUACAUGGUGGAACUUUAGAUAACAUCUCUGUAACAACUGAGUUUGUUCUAUAAUUGUGCUUUGGCUAAUUGUCUGAUCUGCAGUACUUGUAACAGUUUAAAAUUCAAUAAAUACAUUUUUAACAGUU
Molecule: messenger RNA, 9279 nt
Organism: Alligator mississippiensis (American alligator)
Lineage: Eukaryota; Metazoa; Chordata; Crocodylia; Alligatoridae
Gene: TNKS
Product: tankyrase
Exons: 27
Coding region: 16-3855 (1279 amino acids)
Cellular component (GO): nucleus; cytoplasm
Molecular function (GO): protein binding; NAD+ poly-ADP-ribosyltransferase activity
Source: RefSeq, a predicted model, not a curated record